Cataglyphis hispanica is the source of this 2074-nucleotide messenger RNA. Its product is annotated as ornithine decarboxylase 2-like. Gene Ontology annotation, molecular function: ornithine decarboxylase activity. The record is from RefSeq and is a predicted model, not a curated record. The transcript has 8 exons. The coding region runs from base 632 to 1915 and encodes 427 amino acids. NCBI's taxonomy places the organism in Eukaryota, Metazoa, Arthropoda, Insecta, Hymenoptera, Formicidae. Gene Ontology annotation, cellular component: cytoplasm.
ACUUCGCAUUUUUGUUGUCGCGCGACCGCGUCAUCGCCGCGCGCGCGAUGCGAGGUAGCGUUUUCUGCGACCGAGCGAAAACGCGCGGCAACAACAAACAUCGUCGCCCUUCUCGAAGGAUCUAAGGUAAAAUUGUGACAAACAAGUCACCUAAAAACUGUCGGCGGAAAUGACUAAAUUUCGGGGACCUUCUGGAUCCUUCGAGAAGGCGAUGACAGUAUAAAGGUAAGCCGCCAACCGAGCACGGCGCAUUCCGCUCAGAGUACUUUGACGCGUGUACGCUACUCGAGUGAGAUAAAGAGUCGGUCUCGUUUAGUGAAAUAGACAUAUUUCAGUGCUGUUGUGUGACUACCGGAGCAACUCCGAGACAGACGCUGUUUAUUCGCCGCGUGCGAAUUAUAAUCGUAUCUCGCGUAUGAUUAAUAUAGCAAAGUGUUAAGAUUCUAUUCAUCUUAGAAUCGAGCGCGUCUCGAUACUCGCGGGUGUCGUUGUCCGUCGGCCGUCUCAUUUCGCGCUUGUCUCUUUUGGAGCACGCUCGCUCGCACGCUCGCUAUAACUUUCGCUCUCACUUAAGAUACAGUUAUAUUACGGGCAGAGACUUCAUUACACUCGAAUCAAUACUAUCUGAGACAUGUCUGCGAACAAUUUCAAUGAGAUUAGAGUUUUCGACGAUGCGGUUGACAAUAUGGACAUUAUCAAAACUAUAAUCGAUACGGAAAAUCAAGAAAACGGUUUUUAUAUCGUAGAUAUAGGUGAUAUCAUUAUCAAACAUCGCGAAUGGAUUACCAAGAUUCCAAGAGUUGUUCCACACUAUGCGGUUAAAUGCAAUCCUGAUCCAACAGUAAUAAAAAUAUUAGCAGCUUUAAAUGCUGGUUUUGAUUGUGCGUCCGAGCAAGAAAUCAGGCAAGUAAUGCAAUACAAUGUACAAGCUAAUCGUAUUAUAUUUGCUAAUCCGUACAAAUGUCCAUCUCAUAUCAAAUAUGCCAAGAAAAUGGACAUUAACCAAAUGACGGUCGACAGCGAAUUAGAGCUUUUAAAGAUUAAAGAUUUUUAUCCCGAGGCAAAAAUAAUCAUACGCAUACAAUGCGACGCAAAUAAUACAACAUGCAAUCUCGGAUUGAAAUUCGGUUGCGAAUCAGACAAGGAAGCUGUGCGAUUGAUACGACUCACGAUAGAUCUCGGUCUGUCUUUACACGGCUUUAGUUUUCACGUCGGUAGCCCAUGCGGAGAGUUAAACGCAUUUAGCAGGGGUAUCGAUACGUGCAGACGAUUAAUCAAAAUCGCUAAAACUAUGGGCUGCAAAGAUGUACAAUUGAUUGAUAUCGGUGGUGGUUUCCCUGGUGAAAAAGGAACAAAUAUUGACAAACUCGCCAAUCUGAUUAAUGAUGCAAUUCAAGAUCUUGAUCCUAGCAUAAGAAUUGUUAGUGAACCUGGAAGAUACUACGUUACUUCGGCGUUUACUCUAGCCACGUACUUACAUUCUAAAAGACUCUCUUAUAAAAACGGUAAACUUAUGAGAAUGUAUUAUGUUAACAUCGGUACGUAUAGUUCGUUCAUCGAAGAAUUGAUGGGUUUGAAAUCCAGAGUUCCGCGAAUUCUCUUUGAACCGAUGAGUAAAGAAAAAUUUCUUUCGACUUUAUGGGGACCGACUUGCGAUUCGUACGAUGUUAUUGUUCAAAAUGUAUUAUUGCCGGAACUUCGUCUUGGUAAUUGGUUAAUCUGGGAAGAUAUGGGUGCUUAUUCUCUAUCUUUAUGCACAACGUUCAAUGGAUUUCCAAUCCCAUCUGUUAUACCGAUUAUUAGAAAAAGUCAAUGGAAAAAUUUAAUGGCGGAGAUCGAAUUGAUGCAAAGAUCUGUGAAAUUCAUAGAAUGGUCCGAGUCAGUAGAAAGAAAGGGUUAUAUUGAAAGUCACUGAUAGUAACUCUGAAUCAAUAAACAAUACGACAGAGCCCAAUGGGACCGUACAUGGAGACAGGUGCGCGAAAAUAACCGGCAGCAGAAAUUCGAUAACUGCGAGCGGAAAAAGAUUCGUCCAACGACGACAGGAGAGCAACGCGACGUGGAACGAAUCGCA